Messenger RNA from Ixodes scapularis (black-legged tick), 6192 nucleotides. RefSeq names its product myosin heavy chain, muscle (gene Mhc). Lineage: Eukaryota; Metazoa; Arthropoda; Arachnida; Ixodida; Ixodidae. Gene Ontology annotation, cellular component: myosin complex. The record is from RefSeq and is a predicted model, not a curated record. The transcript has 32 exons. Gene Ontology annotation, molecular function: cytoskeletal motor activity; ATP binding; actin filament binding. Bases 231 to 6050 code for a protein of 1939 amino acids.
UUUGUAUGGGGAAGGGGAAGGUCUCCGGCUGGGCGAGCGAGCCAAUGGCGAGCCCCUCUCUGGUUUCGGGGGAAGGGUGUCCCGGGCACCCCGUUUAUAAGCCGUUGCACGCACCCAGAGCCGCUCUACAGCACACAGCUUUCGAACGCAGGGAAGCUUCUGGGCUGUUCAACCGGUGACCUCUCACCAGCCGACCUCGCGCCACUCCGAAGCAGCCCCGAACCAGCAAGAUGGCCGAAGACCCCGAUCCCACCGACUACCUGUACGUCUCUCUGGAGACCAAGAGGAAGGACCAGACCAAGCCGUACGAUGGCAAGAAGAUGGUUUGGGUGCCCGACGAGAAAGAGGGCUUCAUCCUGGGCAACAUCAGCUCCACCAAGGGAGACAUGGUCACCGUUGACUGCCCAGGCGGCGAGCGUGUGUUGAAGAAGGACCAGCUGCAGCAAGUGAACCCGCCCAAGUUCGAGAAGUGCGAAGACAUGUCGUCGCUUACCUACCUCAACGACGCCUCCGUCCUGCACAACCUCAAGGAGCGAUACUACUGCCACCUCAUCUACACCUACUCCGGCCUGUUCUGCGUGGCCAUCAACCCCUACAAGAGGUUCCCCAUCUACACUAAGCGCGUUGUGGAGAUCUACAAGGGCCGCAGGCGCACGGAGGUGCCUCCCCACGUCUUCGCCGUUUCGGACGGAGCCUACAUGGACAUGUUGGCCAACCGCGAGAACCAGUCCAUGCUUAUCACCGGCGAGUCUGGUGCCGGUAAGACGGAAAACACGAAAAAAGUAAUCGCGUACUUCGCCCACGUCGGCGCAAGUAGCAAGAAGGAGGAAGUCAAGAAGGACACCAAGAAGGGCAACUUGGAAGACCAAGUGGUGCAGACGAACCCUGUCCUUGAGUCCUUCGGUAACGCCAAGACAGUGCGUAACGACAACUCUUCCCGCUUCGGUAAAUUCAUCCGUAUUCACUUUGGUCCCAUGGGCAAGCUCGCUGGUGCCGACAUCGAAACAUAUCUGCUAGAGAAGGCCCGUGUCAUCUCCCAGCAACCCGCUGAGCGUUCCUACCACAUCUUCUACCAACUCAUGUCCGGCAAGAUUGCUGGCCUCAAGGAUAAACUGCUCCUUUCCAACAACGUGAAUGACUACCAUUUCGUGUCCCAGGGUAAGACUAGCAUCGAGGGUGUCGACGAUGGUGAAGAGUUGCUUGUUACCGACACGGCCUUCGACGUGCUCGGCUUCACCGACGAAGAGAAGGAAAACAUCUACAAAGUGACAGCGGCCGUGAUGCACUUCGGUUGCCUUAAGUUCAAGCAGAGGCCCCGCGAAGAACAGGCCGAGGCCGAUGGCACCGAAGAAGGCGAGCGUGUCGCUCAUCUGCUCGGCCUGAACGCCGCCGAUCUGUACAAGAACCUGCUCAAGCCCCGCAUCAAGGUCGGCACAGAGUUCGUCACCCAGGGCAGGAACAUCACCCAGGUCACGGCCUCGGUGGGUGCCCUGUCCAAGGCCAUCUUCGACAGGCUCUUCAAGUGGCUCGUCAAGAGAGUCAACGAGACCCUGGACACCAAGCAGAAGAGGCAGCACUUCAUCGGUGUACUCGAUAUUGCCGGAUUCGAGAUCUUUGACUACAACGGCUUCGAGCAAAUUUGCAUCAACUUCACCAACGAAAAGCUGCAGCAGUUCUUCAACCACCACAUGUUCGUUCUGGAACAAGAAGAGUACAAGCGGGAGGGAAUCGAGUGGGUCUUCAUUGACUUUGGACUCGAUCUCCAAGCUUGUAUUGAACUCAUUGAAAAGCCUAUGGGUCUGCUCUCCAUCAUGGAAGAGGAGUCUAUGUUCCCCAAGGCCACCGAUCAGACUUUCCUCGAGAAGCUGAAGACCAACCACCUGGGCAAGUCUCCCAACUUCAUCAAGCCCAAGCCGCCUAAGCCCAACCAGACCGAGGCUCACUUCGCCAUCGUCCACUACGCCGGAACCGUGCCCUACAACCUCACCGGCUGGCUGGAGAAGAACAAGGACCCCCUGAACGACUGCGUCGUUGACCAGUUCAAGAAGGGCUCCAACAUGUUGCUGCAGGCCAUCUUCGAAGACCAUCCCGGUCUCGGUGGCGGCGACGACAAGGGCGGCAAAGGUGGCCGCAAGAAGGGUUCUGGUUUCCAGACGGUGUCUGGCCUGUACAGGGAACAGUUGAACAAGCUGAUGGCAACCCUCAAUAGCACUGCCCCCCACUUUGUCCGCUGUAUCAUUCCGAACGAAACCAAGUCCCCAGGUGUCAUCGACUCUCACCUGGUGAUGCACCAGCUGACUUGCAACGGUGUGCUGGAAGGCAUCCGUAUCUGCCGCAAGGGUUUCCCCAACAGGAUGAUCUACCCCGACUUUAAGCAGCGAUACACAAUCUUGGCGCCCAACGCUGUCCCCAAGGGUUUCGUUGAUGCGAAACACGUCGGUGAAAAGGUCAUCGAGGCCAUUCAGCUCGAUGCCAACGACUUUCGCUUCGGACACAGCAAGAUCUUCUUCCGCGCCGGUGUCCUGGGUCGCCUGGAGGAGAUGCGCGACGAGCGGCUGAGCAAGAUCAUGACCAUGAUCCAGGCUGCCGUUCGCUGGUAUAUCUGCAAGAAGCACUUCCAGAAGCUCAAGGAACAGAGAGUUGCUCUGCUGGUCAUCCAGCGCAACCUCCGCAAGUUCCUCCAGCUCCGCAACUGGCUCUGGUGGAAGCUGUACAGCAAGGUCAAGCCCCUGCUGUCUGCUGUGCGCGUGGAGGACGAACUGAAGCUUUUGGAAGAGAAGCUGAAGAAGACAGAAGAAGCAUUGGCGAAGGAAGAGAAGCUUCGCAAGGACCUGGAAGAACACAACGUGAAGGUACUGCAGGAAAAGAACGACCUCUUCCUGCAACUGGAGGCCGAAAGGAUGGGUGCCGGCGACGUGGAGGAGCGUCUCAACAAGGCGCUCACCCAGAAGGGCGACCUCGAGAGUCAGCUAGCCGACCUCAACGACCGCCUGUCGCACGAAGAAGACGCCCACGCUUCACUCAGUCAGUCCAAGAAAAAGCUCGAGACCGAAAUCUCCGGUCUCAAAAAGGACAUCGAGGACAUGGAGCUCGCGCUCCAGAAGGCCGAGCAGGAUAAGGCGACCAAGGACCACCAGAUCCGUAAUCUCAACGACGAGAUCCAGCACCAGGACGAGCUCAUCAACAAGCUGAACAAAGAAAAGAAGCACCUCCAGGAGGCCAGCCAGAAGACGUCUGAAGACCUGCAGGCCACAGAGGACAAGGUUAACCACCUGAACAAGGUAAAGGCCAAGCUGGAGCAGACCCUGGACGAGCUCGAGGACUCUCUGGAGCGCGAGAAGAAGGCCCGUGGCGACAUCGAGAAGAGCAAGCGCAAGGUGGAGGGAGAUCUCAAGCUUGCCCAGGAGGCCGUUGCGGACCUCGAGAAGAACAAGAAGGAGAUGGAGCAGAACCUGCAGCGCAAGGAGAAGGAGAUGGCCAGUCUCGCUGCCAAGCUCGAGGACGAGCAGGCCCUUGUUGCUAAGCUCCAGAAGCAGAUCAAGGAACUCCAGGCGAGGAUCGAGGAGCUCGAGGAGGAACUGGAAGCCGAGAGGCAAGCCAGGGCUAAGGCCGAGAAGCAGCGUGCCGACCUGGCUCGGGAGAUCGAAGAACUCAGCGAGCGCCUCGAGGAGUCUGGCGGUGCCACGUCAUCCCAGAUUGAGCUGAACAAGCGUCGCGAGGCCGAGCUGUCCAAACUCCGGCGAGACCUGGAGGAGUCCAACCUGCAGCAUGAACAGGCCAUGUCCAACCUCCGCAAGAAGCACAACGACACCGUUGCCGAGAUGUCCGAGCAGAUCGACCAGCUCAACAAGCACAAGGCCAAAGUUGAGAAGGAGCGCGCCACCAUGUCCGCCGAAGUGUCCGACCUCCAAUCCCUCCUGGACCACAGCAACAAAGCACAGGCCAACGCCGAGAAGCAGGUGAAACAACUCGAAGUUCAGCUGGCCGACGCUCAGUUCAAGGUGGACGAGAUGAACAGAACUCUGAACGACCUGGACGGCGGCAAGAAGAAGCUGGCCGUCGAGAACAGCGAGCUACAGAGGCAACUCGAGGAGUCCGAGUCUCAGGUCGCCCAGCUCAACAAGAUCAAGGCUUCGCUCGCCACCCAGCUCGAGGAAGCCAAGCGCAUGGCCGACGAAGAGGCCAGGGAGCGUGCAGCCAUCCUGGGCAAGUACCGCAACCUGGAGCACGAUCUGGACAACCUGCGCGAGAGCGUGGAGGAGGAACAGGAGGCCAAGGCCGACUUCCAGAGGCAGCUGAGCAAGGCCAACGCCGAGGCGCAGCUCUGGAGGUCCAAGUACGAAAGCGAGGGUCUGGCACGUCUGGAGGAACUCGAGGAGGCCAAGAGGAAGCUGCACGGCAAGCUGCAAGAGGCUGAGGAGGCCAUGGAGCAGCUGAACGCCAAGUGCAGCGGACUCGAGAAGACCAAAUCUCACCUGCAAGGCGAACUCGAAGACAUGUCCAUAGAAGUCGACAAGGCCAACGCCCUGGCCUCCUCCCUAGAGAAGCGCCAGAAGUCCUUCGACAAGGUCAUCGCCGAGUGGAAGGCCAAGGUGGACGACCUGGCCGCCGAGCUGGACGCGUCCCAGAAGGAGUGCCGCAACUACUCGACCGAAGUAUUCAAGCUUCGCGCCGCGUACGAGGAGAGCCAGGAGCACUACGAGUCCGUGAAGCGGGAAAACAAGAACCUCCAGGACGAAGUGAAGGACCUCAUGGACCAACUGGGCGAGGGCGGACGCAGCGUGCACGAGCUCGAGAAGUCCCGCAAGAGGCUCGAGAUGGAAAAGGAGGAACUCCAGGCAGCGCUCGAGGAGGCUGAGGCCGCUCUCGAGCAGGAGGAGAACAAGGUACUCCGCGCCCAGCUGGAGCUUUCCCAGGUGCGCCAGGAGAUCGACAGGCGCAUCCAAGAGAAGGAGGAGGAGUUCGAGAACACGCGCAAGAACCACCAGCGUGCCCUGGACUCGAUGCAGGCCAGCCUGGAAGCCGAGGCCAAGGGCAAGGCAGAGGCCCUCCGCCUCAAGAAAAAGCUCGAGAGCGACAUCAACGAGCUCGAGAUCGCGCUCGACCACGCCAACAAGGCCAACGCCGAGGCACAGAAGAACCUCAAGAAGUACCAGCAGAACGUCAAGGAUCUGCAAGGAGCACUGGAGGAAGAGCAGCGUGCCCGGGACGAGGCCCGUGAGCAGUACGCCUCUGCUGAACGCCGCUGCAACGCCAUGCACGGCGAGUUGGAAGAGAGCCGCCAGCUGCUGGAACAGUCGGACCGCGCCAGGCGAGCCGGCGAGGCUGAGCUGAGCGAGAUGCACGAGCAAGUGAACGAGCUCUCGGCCAACACCGCCUCCCUGUCCGUCGCCAAGAGGAAGCUCGAGGGAGAGAUGCAGGCACUCCAGGCUGACCUGGACGAGGUUCUCAACGAGGCCAAGCAGUCCGAGGAGAAGGCCAAGAAGGCGAUGGUGGACGCCGCCCGGCUCGCCGACGAACUCCGCGCCGAGCAGGACCACGCCCUGCAGCAGGAGAAGCUCCGCAAGAGCCUGGAGCAGCAGAUGAAGGAACUCCAGGUGCGCCUGGACGAGGCCGAAGCCGCCGCGCUCAAGGGAGGCAAGAAGAUCAUCCAGAAGCUCGAGCAGAAGGUCCGCGAGCUCGAGAACGAGCUGGAGAACGAGCAGCGCCGCCACGGCGACGCCGCCAAGAACUUCCGCAAGGGAGAGCGCCGCAUCAAGGAACUGCAGUUCCAGGCCGAGGAGGACCGCAAGAACCACGAGCGCAUGCAGGACCUGGUCGACAAGCUGCAGCAGAAGAUCAAGACGUACAAGCGCCAGAUCGAGGAGGCCGAGGAGAUCGCCGCCCUGAACCUGGCCAAGUUCCGCAAAGUCCAGCAGGAGCUGGAAGAUGCGGAGGAGCGCGCCGACAUGGCCGAGAACACGCUGGCCAAGCUGCGCGCCAAGAACCGCAGCUCCGCGUCCGUGGGCCGCGCCAUGUCCCCCGGCGUAGGCACGCCCCUGAGGACCUGAGCUUUCCCGUCGAGCCCCUUUCCCGUCUCUUUCCGAAACUCCGACCCGGCUUCCCUGCGAUUCCCGAGGCCCUCCCCCGGCCGACCGCUGCGAGGUCGCGCCGAGAGGGCCGCUGAAUGAGCAAUAAACGACACUUUCCAAA